AUGAUCGGCAUAAAGCGCUCGUGUAUCUCGGCAGCAUCGUGUAUUGAGAAAAAAAAGACCCGACUCCGAUCUCUGGCGGAGUACGGACUGCCGGUGCCGCCGGUGCCGGACGCCGCCGCCGCCGCCGAUGGCGACGACGACGAGCCGCCCGGCGGUCCCGAGUACGACCCGGCCGCUCUGGCCGAUCGCGUUGAGCGCGACGAGCCGCGUCUGACGGAUGACCAGCGCGCCGUCUAUGACGAGGUGCUGCGACGGCUGGACAAUGACGAGUCGGGUGUCAUCUUCCUGCAAGCUCCAGGCGGCUGCGGGAAGACGUUCUUGGAGAACCUGCUGCUGGCCAAGGUGCGCAGCCGGGGACACGUGGCAGUUGCAGUGGCCACAUCCGGCAUCGCAGCCAGCCUGUUGGAGGGCGGCACGACUGCCCAUCAUCGGUUCAAGAUCCCUCUGCAGCUGCAUCCUGACAACGAGAACGUCUGCGGCAUUGAUCGCCGCUCUCCCGAGGCCGACUACCUUCGCCGCUGUCGCCUCAUUGUAUGGGACGAAGCGGCCAUGACGAACCGGCGCGCCACUGAGGCGGUCGACCGGGCUCUCCAAGACGUCCGCGACAGGCAAGAGCUGUUUGGCGGCGUUCUGACGCUGCUCUCUGGCGACUGGAGACAGAUCCUGCCAGUGGUGAAGCGCGGCGGGCGCGCAGAGGUUGUUGACGCCUGCCUCAAGUCAUCGCCCAUGUGGCCUCGGAUCGACACCAUGGAGCUCGCGACCAACAUGCGGGCGUUGAACGGCGACGAUCAGGCCGGUGAGUUCGCCAACUUCCUGCUGCGCGUCGGCGACGGCCGGCUGCCCGUCGUGGCACAGCCGGACUCGGUGCAGGUGCCCGAGUUGGUGGUCAGUCCGGCGCGCAGUCUCGCCGCCUUGGUCGAUCGCAUUUUCCCUGACAUGGCCGGGCGACACCGUGAUGAAGAGUGGCUGCAUGAGCGCGCCAUCCUCUCGCCGCUAAAUGCGACCGUUGACAGGGCGAAUGAGGCCGCGCUGGCCCUUCUGCCCGGCGAAACAGUCACGUACGCUAGCGUCGACACCAUCAGUGACGACGACAACGAGGAUCACGGGCCUCCGGUGCCCACCGAGGUGCUCAACGCGAUCGACGUGUCGGGCAUGCCGUCGCAUCGACUUCAGGUCAAGGUCGGCGCCCCGGUCGUGUUGAUGCGCAACCUCGACGCUCCGCGCGUCGUGAACGGCACGCUGUGCACGGUGCUGCGCGCCGCGCCCAACGUGCUCGAGCUGCGAAUCGCCAGUGGAGUCGCGCGUGGCGAGACGCUGUUUUUGCCGCGCCUCCCUCUGGUGGUGAGCGCUGUCGAUUCCGGCAUCGGCCGACCAUUCCGCCGCUGUCAGUUCCCCGUCAAGCUGUCAUUCGCCAUGACCAUCAAUCGCUGCCAAGGGCAGACUAAGCGACGCGUGGGCAUAUAUCUGCCAUCCCCGGCCUUCACUCAUGGCCAGUUCUACGUGGCUCUCUCGCGCGUAGGCAGCUUUGAUUCAGUCGAGGUGCUUUCCACGCACAACCAUCGGACGCGGAAUGUCGUAUACAGAGAGGUUCUGUGA
Molecule: messenger RNA, 1596 nt
Organism: Amphibalanus amphitrite
Lineage: Eukaryota; Metazoa; Arthropoda; Thecostraca; Balanomorpha; Balanidae
Product: ATP-dependent DNA helicase pif1-like
Exons: 1
Coding region: 1-1596 (531 amino acids)
Biological process (GO): telomere maintenance; DNA repair
Molecular function (GO): DNA helicase activity
Source: RefSeq, a predicted model, not a curated record